CCGUUUUUCCCAAAGCCCGACGCGGACGUCAUUCCUCGCUCUUCAAAUGGUGUCGAAUUCCGCGUCCACAAGGCCAUCCUCUCCGAAGCGUCGCCGGUAUUCGAGAGCAUGCUCACGCCCCCCCAACCAUCCGCGACGCCCUCAAAUCCCUCCAUCUCCGGAUCACAAGCGACCGCCCCCGCAGAGCUCCCGGUGGUCGACAUGUCCGAUCCAAGCGAGGUCCUGGAUCGGCUACUCCGGCUUUGCUACCCUCCCUCGGAGGACCCGGACCCAGCCCCUCCAUCGCCACGGGAGAUAGCGCGUCUCAUCCAAACCGCGAGGAAGUACGACAUG
Molecule: messenger RNA, 333 nt
Organism: Trametes versicolor FP-101664 SS1
Lineage: Eukaryota; Fungi; Basidiomycota; Agaricomycetes; Polyporales; Polyporaceae
Exons: 1
Molecular function (GO): protein binding
Source: RefSeq, a predicted model, not a curated record